AUGUUCAGUCUACGAGCACUUAGCGGCGUUGUAACCCGGUCCCUUGUACGCGCACCACAUCGACGAACCAUGUCCCACGCAGCCAGACUCUUGCCCCACCGAGUCCCCCAGAAAAAGGGCCCCGAGAGAGACCCUUCCACUCUGUCCAACUACGAACACUUCAAGCCGACAAACACCACCGUCUGCCUCAAGGUCGACUGGACGGACCAGAAGCUCGCAGGAUCGGUCACCUACGACCUGACGGUGGAAAACAGCCCCAAAAACCUCGUUCUGGACACCUCCUACCUCGACAUCCAGGAGGUCCAAGUCAACGGACACAAAGCCGACUUCUCCAUCGGUGAGCGACACAACAUUUUUGGAUCACCCUUGACCAUCACUUUGCCCCCCAACUCUGGCGACAAGCUCCAGGUCAAGAUCGCUUACUCCACCACCCCCUCCUGCACUGCUCUCCAAUGGCUGACUCCCGAACAGACUGCCGGAAAGAAGGCGCCUUACUUCUUCUCCCAGUGCCAGGCCAUCCACGCCCGAUCCGUCAUGCCCGCCUUCGAUACACCCUCCGUCAAGUCCACCUUCGAUAUCGAGAUUGAGUCCGACCACCCCGUUGUCGCCUCUGGUCUGCCCAUCAAGUCCAGUAACGACACCGGCAAGUUUGUGUUCCGGCAAAAGGUGCCUAUCCCGGCCUACCUGUUUGCUCUGGCCGGAGGAGACCUCGAUUCUGCCCCCAUUGGCCCCAGAUCCGACGUCUACUCCGAGCCCUGUGACCUCCACAAGUGCCAGUAUGAGUUUGAGGCCGACACCGAAAAGUUCAUCAACGCAGCAGAGAACAUUGUCUUCCCCUACGAGUGGGAGAAGUACGAUGUGCUGGUGCUGCCUCCCUCGUUCCCAUACGGAGGAAUGGAAAACCCUAACAUCACCUUUGCCACUCCUACCCUGGUUUCUGGAGACCGACAGAAUGUUGAUGUGAUUGCACACGAACUGGCCCACUCGUGGAGUGGUAACCUGGUCACCAACUGCUCCUGGGAACAUUUCUGGCUCAACGAGGGCUGGACCGUGUAUCUUGAGCGACGAAUCGUUGGUGCUCUAGAGGGUGAGCAGCAGCGACACUUCUCUGCCAUCAUCGGAUGGAACGCUCUGGAGGAGAGUGUCAAACUCAUGUCCCGAGACCCCGUCCAGGAGUCGUACACCCAACUGGUCGUUGAUCUCAAACCCAACGGGGGUGCUGACCCUGAUGAUGCCUUCUCCUCUGUGCCCUACGAGAAGGGAUCCACAUUCCUCUUCUUUUUGGAGACCGAGAUUGGCCAGGCCAAGUUCGAUCCCUUUGUCAAGCACUACUUUAAGCACUUCCGAUACAAGUCCCUGGAUACCUACCAGUUCAUUGAUUGCCUGUUUGAUUUCUAUGCCAACGACAAGGAGGUGACCGACAAGUUGAACGCCAUUGACUGGGAGAAGACUCUGUUUGCCCCCGGACUCCCCAACAAGCCCAAGUUCGAUACUACUCUGGCUGAUGAGUGUUACAGCCUUGCUUCCCGAUGGAAGGACGCCUCCGAUGCCUCUGCCUUCUCUGCCAAGGACAUUGCCUCUUUCAACUCCUCUCAGAUGGUGGUCUUCCUCAUCACUCUGAGCGAGUACGAGGGCAAGGACGGAUUCUCCUGGGCCAACAAGAAGGAACUCAUUUCCAAUAUGGGCGACAUUUACUCGCUGGCCAACUCCUCCAACCCCGAGGUGAUUGCCAAGUGGUACUCCAUUGCCAUCCUGGCCAAGGUGGAGUCCGAGUACCCCAAGCUGGCCGACUGGCUGGCCACCGUGGGUCGAAUGAAGUUUGUUCGACCCGGCUACCGAGCUCUCAACUCGGUUGACCCCAAGCUCGCCAAGGAGACCUUCGAGAAGAACAAGGACUUCUACCAUCCCAUUUGCCGGGACAUGGUUUCCAAGGAUCUCCAGUAG
This is a messenger RNA of Yarrowia lipolytica CLIB122, 1944 nucleotides long. RefSeq lists its product as uncharacterized. Gene Ontology annotation, biological process: proteolysis. Gene Ontology annotation, molecular function: aminopeptidase activity; epoxide hydrolase activity; metallopeptidase activity. Gene Ontology annotation, cellular component: cytosol. The record is from RefSeq and is a predicted model, not a curated record. Lineage: Eukaryota; Fungi; Ascomycota; Dipodascomycetes; Dipodascales.